Caenorhabditis angaria is the source of this 2032-nucleotide messenger RNA. The record is from the annotation of a GenBank genome assembly. NCBI's taxonomy places the organism in Eukaryota, Metazoa, Nematoda, Chromadorea, Rhabditida, Rhabditidae.
AUGAUUUUUCAAUUUUUACUCACUUUUUUAUUUUAUUAUUGCUCUAUUCACAUUUCAAUAAUCGACGGGUCGAAAUACGAGAGAUCUUUGUAUGAAAAGUUGUUGGAUAAAUAUAAUAUUCUUGAAAGACCUGUUGCAAAUCAUUCUGAUCCGGUUAUUGUUCACUUAAAGGUUGGUUUUUUCGGGAAAGAGAAAUUGGAGAUACAUUUAAUGAGAAGAGCAUUUUCAGAUUGUUUUGCAACAAAUUAUUGAUGUCGAUGAGAAAAAUCAAGUUGUUCUGAUCAAUGCAUGGCUAGAUUAUGUGAGUUUUUUUGGGGAAAAAUUUAAGGUUCCACGAUUUCACCUUCCAAUUUUUUUAUUUUAGAAUUGGCAUGACUACAAUCUAAUGUGGGAUAAAAGCGAAUAUGGAAACAUCACAGAUGUUCGAGUUCCGGCUGGAAAAAUCUGGAAACCCGAUGUUCUUCUAUAUAACAGGUUAUCAAGCACUAAACUUGAUCCUUGAAGAUCAAAAAUUUUGCAGCGUUGACACAAACUUCGAUUCAACAUAUCCAACAAAUAUGAUAAUAAAUCAUGAUGGGAGAGUUCAAUGGGUUCCUCCUGGAAUCUUCAAAAUAUCGUGUAAAAUUGAUAUUCGAUGGUUUCCUUUUGAUCAACAACAUUGUUUUUUCAAAUUUGGAAGUUGGACUUAUGAUGGAUUUAAAGUUGAUUUAAGAGCUGAUGAACAACAUGGAAUUGAUAGAUCAGAAUAUAUGAUGAAUGGAGAAUGGGAUCUACCACGUAAGUUAUCAAUUAGACUAUGAAAUUGUAUUUUGAUUUGAUUGAAAAAACAAAACUUUCAGUGGUGACAACAAAAAGAAAUGUUCAAUUCUACGCAUGUUGUCCAGAACCAUACUACGAUGUUCACUUUUUCCUAGUUCUACGUCGUCGUACACUUUACUACGGUUUCAAUCUUAUUAUGCCGUGUAUUUUGACAACUUUAAUGACCCUUCUUGGUUUUACACUUCCUCCAGAUGCCGGUGAAAAAAUCACACUUCGUGAGUCUAUCAAUCAGAAGUGAUUUUAAAAAAAAUCAAUUUGUUUUUAGAAAUCACCGUGUUACUGUCAAUUUGUUUCUUUUUGAGUAUUGUUUCUGAAAUGUCUCCGCCAACUUCAGAAGCAGUUCCUCUUCUCGGAAUAUUUUUCACGUGUUGUAUGAUUGUGGUUACAGCUUCGACUGUUUUCACUGUUUAUGUUCUUAAUUUACAUUAUCGAACUCCAGAUACUCAUGAAAUGGGAACAUUGGUGAGGAUUGAGGCAUGCGAUUCAAAAAAUUACCCUAACUUGAAUUUCAGACCAGAAACAUUCUUCUCUACUGGCUUCCCUGGUUUUUGCGAAUGAAAAGACCAGGAGUUAAUCUAACUUAUGCAUCUCUUCCUCCAUUAUUUUCUCAAAAACCAAAACGUCAUUCCGAAUCUUUGAUUCGAAAUGUGAAAGACAACGAAUGUCAUCAUUCAAGAAGUAAUUCUUUCGACGCUGAUCGAAAAAUUGAUCAAUAUAUUAUGAUGCAACCAAUGAUUCCAAAUAUUCUACCAAAUUCUGUGGUAAGCAAAUACCUUAUGAGGGAAGAUCAGAAAAUAAUAAAGAUGUAAUUUUAUAGAUUCCAAACAAUAAUCCACACGUGGAUCCAUCUCAACAAGCAACCCUUUUAAUUUUACAUCGAAUUUAUCAUGAACUAAAAAUUGUGACAAAACGAAUGAUUGACAGUGAUAAAGAAGAACAAGCUUCGAAUAAUUGGAAAUUUGCAGCCAUGGUGAGAGAUACUUUUUAAAUAUAAAAUUUCAAAUACUUUCCUUUUGACCCAUUAUGUUCCAAACUUUUUUUUCAAAAAGUUUUCAUCGCAAAUUUAAACCUCGAGACAAAAAACCCCCUUAAAACUCACGUGACUCAUAAUUUUCCGCAGGUCGUCGAUCGUCUCUGCCUCUACAUGUUCACAAUUUUCAUAGUUGCCUCAACAGUCGGAAUAUUCUGGUCGGCUCCAUAUCUUGUCGCAUAA